GCAAGAACCCAAGAGAGAACAAUGGUGAUCAGCUCCCAUUGCUCGGCAAUUAGUAUGAAACCGACAUGGAGCUUGGCGCUGCUGCUCAUCCUGGUCAUGAUGAUGAUUCGAGUCCAUGGCCAGUCUUCUACCUCCGGGUUCAUAAGCAUCGAUUGCGGAAACAGUGGCACCUACAACGACAGCAUAACAGGAAUACAGUACCAUUCUGAUGAUGGAUUUGUCGAGGGUGGAUUGAGCCACAAAAUUUCAACAGAGUUCAUGGCUGAUGCGGCUAGUGAGCAAGCAAAAACCUUGAGAAGCUUCCCUGACGGCUCACGGAAUUGCUAUACGCUGCCAUCCAUCAUCGGCAAGAAGUAUCUGUUGAGGGCCUUGUUUAGUUACGGCGACUACGAUGGGUUGAACAGGACUCUGGACGGGUCGCCAUUUCUGUUUGGGCUCCAUAUUGGCGUCAAUUUCUGGGAUACGGUGAACUUGACAUAUUGGAAUCCAUCAAUCACUGCAUGGAAGGAAGUGCUCACCGUUGCUCCAGGCAACUCCAUGUCGGUCUGUCUGAUAAACUUCGGUACAGGGACUCCAUUCGUGUCUGUGUUGGAGCUGAGGCCACUGCUAGAUGCGAUGUACCCUUUUGUGAAUACUUCCGUAUCAGUUGGCUACUUUAGACGCAUCAGAUUUGGUGAAGUCGCUGAUUUUAUCACAAGAUAUCCAGUGGAUCCUUACGACCGGUUCUGGGAGGGCUGGUCUUCGUACCACAACACCUACCCCUGGAUCAACCUGAACACUAGCAGUCAAGUGGAGAUUCUCCCGGGUGACGACUACUUCAAUGUGCCGAUGGCCAUCUUCCAGAAGGCCACGACCCUAGACGCAAACUACUCCUCCAUGUGGAUCGGCAUUGAAAAGGACAAUGUGGACUCUAAGAGCGUCCGCCUUCUCCCGAUCUUCCAUUUUGCUGAAAUCAAUGGUAGCAACCCAAACAGAAGGUUCGACAUCUAUAACGCCGGCGAUUUGCUGCACCGAGGCUUCUUCCCGUCGCUUUUACAGGCCAACAGCUUGUAUGACAGCGGGCAAUUCUUGUAUAACGGCGAUGCGUUCUACACCCUGAAUAUGACGCGUGGCUCGAUCCUGCCCCCGCUCAUCAACGCGUUCGAGGUGUACUCGCUCAUUCGGAUGGAAAACUUUACCGCUGACUCCCAGGAUGUCAGUUACAUGAAAGAAGUCAAGAAACACUACAAUUUGACACGAAUAAACUGGAAUGGAGAUCCGUGCUCCCCAAGAGAAUAUUCCUGGGAAGGUUUGACUUGCGACUACUCUAAGAGCAACCAGAAUCCGAGGAUUGUUGGAGUAAAUCUGUCUACCAGCGGACUGAAAGGUGGAUUAACCAUAGCAUUCAUGAACAUGGUAUCACUGGAAAACCUGGAUUUGUCACACAACAAUUUGACAGGAGGUAUUCCAGACUACCAAAUAAAGUCAAUAAAAGUUCUAGAUUUGUCAUAUAACCAACUCGAUGGACCAAUCCCUCAUUCUAUUCUUCAAAGAUAUCAGGCCGGUCUGCUUGACUUAAGGUUAGAAGGCAAUCCCGUAUGCUCAAAAGUCAAAGAUACGUACUGUUCAAAUAAGAAGAGCACCAAAUCUACCAUGGUCAUCGCAGUGAUAGUUCCUGUAGUACUUGUAUCCCUCCUAGUAGUGAUGUGCAUACUCUGGAAAUUGUGCUGGAAAGGAGACACUGAGGAUUAUGCUAUGUAUGAAGAGGAGACGCCCCUACAUAUUGACAUCAGACGGUUCACCUACAUAGAGCUAAAGCACAUAACAAACGACUUCAAUUCAAUAGUUGGAAAGGGAGGUUUUGGUACUGUUUAUCAUGGCACAAUGGAAAAUGCUGAUGAAGUGGCGGUAAAGGUGCUUAUGGAGACAUCAAUAGCGGAGUCAACGGAUUUCCUCCCUGAGGUGCAAACCUUGUCCAAAGUUCAUCACAAGAAUCUCGUAACUCUACAAGGAUAUUGCCAGAACAAGAAGUGCCUAGCCCUCAUUUAUGACUUCAUGCCCAAAGGAAAUCUUCAACAGCUUUUAAGAGAAGGAGAAGACUACAGUUUGAAUUGGGAACAGCGACUUCAUAUUGCACUUGAUUCUGCACAAGGACUGGAAUAUCUACACGAGUCAUGCACCCCAUCAAUAGUUCACAGAGAUGUCAAGACCGCUAACAUCCUUCUGGACAAGAACCUGGUGGGGAUCAUAGCUGAUUUUGGGCUUUCACGGGCUUUUAACGAUGCGCACACACACAUAUCCACUGUUGCUGCUGGCACUCUUGGCUACCUUGACCCCGAGUACCAUGCAACUUUCCAGCUCACCACCAAGACAGAUGUUUACAGCUUCGGCAUCGUGCUCUUGGAGAUCAUCACUGGCAAGCCCCCGGUGUUGAUGGACCCUCAAACCUACCACCUACCAAAUUGGGUACGCCAAAAGAUUGCCAAAGGCAGUAUCCAAGAUAUCGUGGACAAGAAGCUGUUGGAUCAGUAUGACACCAGUUCCCUGCAGAGUGUGGUGGACCUUGCCAUGAACUGCGUCGAAAGCGCAGCCAUGGACCGUCCUACCAUGACCGAAGUUGUUUCAAGGCUAAAAGUGUUGCUGCCAACGGUUCCAAGUGAAAAGCAGUAUGCUUCUGCGUCCUCUCGAUGUACGAACUCCAUGGAUGCUGAAAUGCGAAGGCAGUUCCAGUUGCUGAUUUCUGAAGAAAGGAACGAGGAGAGCUCCUUCCAGUCUGGUUAUACCGGUGGGAUGCCAGAAUUAAACCCUCUAUCUGGACGUUGAAGGGAAAAUA
Triticum urartu is the source of this 2812-nucleotide messenger RNA. Its product is annotated as senescence-induced receptor-like serine/threonine-protein kinase. The record is from RefSeq and is a predicted model, not a curated record. Lineage: Eukaryota; Viridiplantae; Streptophyta; Magnoliopsida; Poales; Poaceae. Gene Ontology annotation, molecular function: protein kinase activity; protein binding; ATP binding. Gene Ontology annotation, biological process: protein phosphorylation.